UCAACCCUCAGCGCUGUCCUGGUCCUUGAGAAUGAGCACAAUGAUUCUGCUGGUGGCUCUGCUUGGCGUUUUUAUAAACCCUCUAUGGGCAGAUGAGUCGUAUCAGUACAUCAAUCAGGAGGAAAAUGGAGAGACCGUAUAUCACACAGUGAACGUCAAUGAGCAAGUCAAGAUUGUAGUUUUUAACGUGUAUGCCGGACGACAGACAUCAAAUGCUGUCUUCGACUACAACCAGAAUAUAAUCGCCUACCAUAUGCCAUACAGAGGGAUCUGUAUACUUGCACACAUGGACAUUAACAAGUUCCCUCACCUUGGAAUCUUUGAGGAUUUCAUCCACUCUAAAAGGGAGAAGAAGAAGGAGCUGGCUGAACUCCGCAAACACUAUGAGGUUACUGACCAGGUAGUAACUAACCUGGCCCAGUAUGGAGGUGCCGUAGAAGGGCUGUGUUGGGGAAUCCCCACCUACUGGGCCACGGAAUAUGCCAGUCCAAGGACAAAAGGCAUUGGUGCUAGUGGCUGUGCAGGAAUUAAGUUCCUCUUCAUACAUGUUGGGCUGUGCGGCGGCAUUCAUCUGUUCUAACCUGGCCUGCGUGUGCAGAUAUUUUGUUGUUUAUAUAUCCUUACAUUGAGCCAAUAAACAUUAUAAAAUAAAUAAGCUGAAGCUAAA
Spea bombifrons (plains spadefoot toad) is the source of this 667-nucleotide messenger RNA. RefSeq names its product gastrokine-2-like. The coding region runs from base 32 to 580 and encodes 182 amino acids. The record is from RefSeq and is a predicted model, not a curated record. Gene Ontology annotation, biological process: regulation of cell population proliferation. The transcript is spliced from 6 exons. Lineage: Eukaryota; Metazoa; Chordata; Amphibia; Anura; Pelobatidae.